AGAGAGGGGGGAGGGACCAGUCCUUCUCCCUCCCCCUCCUCCCUCCCUCUCCCCCAGCCCCUUCCAGCCAGAUUCAACCCAGAUCCCCGGGCCUGGCGGCGGCUGGAGAAUUUAGGGACCCCCGAAGGUGGACAUGGCUCUGCCUGGGCGCCCCUGGGAUGGGUCAGGCAACAGCUCCGGGCCGGAAGCCUGGACCCCAGAAUUCUCCCGCAAGGAUGAGAUUGUCACCAGCCUGGUGUCGGCCUUAGACUCCAUGUGCUCGGCCCUGUCCAAACUGAACGCGGAGGUGGCCUGCAUCGCCGUCCACGACGAGAGCACCUUCCUGGUGGGCUCGGAGAAGGGCCGGGUCUUUCUCAACACACGGAAGGAGCUGCAGGCCGACUUCCUGAGGUUCUGCCGAGGGCACCGGCGCCCGGAGCCGGAACUGGGCAUCCCCAGGAAGGGCCGGGACCGCGCUCGGGGUGACGCCCGGGCCCCUGCCGACCCCGGCUCUGAUGUCUUCCUGCUGCGGAAGAUGGUGGAGGAGGUGUUUGACGUCUUGUACAGUGAAGCCCUGGGCCAGACCUCGGUGGUCCCGCUGCCCUACGAGAAGCUGCUGAAGGAGCCGGGGCUGCUGGGCGUGCAGGGACUCCCGGACGGCCUGGCCUUCCGCCGGCCCGCAGACUACGACCUCACUGCCCUGCUGGCCAUCCUGGAGCAGAGCCAUCGCAUCCGCUUCCGCCUGCGCAGGCCAGCCGAGGACACCAGCCGGGAGUCCGAGGUCAGCGGCGUGGAGCCGAGCAGCGUCUCGGGGGCUCCUAGGGGCUCCCAAGGCCCCGGCCCCAACGCCCCCAAACUGCCUGCCCUGGACCUCCCUGUCCCCCCGGUCACCUCAGCCGCUCCGGCCCCCGUGGCCGUGGCGGGUUUCCUGUAUGGUGUCACGCUGCCCAGCCAGAGAGCCCUGGACCUGAAGGCCGAGGGGCCGGUCAGCGUGCCUGGCCCCAACCCGGCCAGCGACCUCGCCUUGCCGCGCCCACCCACCGAGCAGAAGGCCCCACCCACCCAGGAGUUCGCCGACUGCUGUGGACAGAAAGCCGGCGGGCCACUCAUCCAGAACGUGCACACGUCCAAGCGGGUCUUGUUCUCCAUCGUCCACGACAAGACCGAGAAAUGGGACAGCUUCAUCAGGGAGACUGAGGACAUCAACACCUUGAGGGAAUGCGUCCAGAUCCUCUUCAAUAGUCGCUACGCGGAAGCCCUGGGCCUGGACCACAUGGUUCCAGUGCCGUACCGGAAGAUCGCCUGUGACCCCGAGGCCGUGGAGAUCGUCGGGAUUCCCGACAAGAUCCCGUUCAAGCGCCCCUGCACCUACGGUGUGCCCAAGCUCAAACGCAUCCUGGAGGAGCGGCAUGGGGUCCACUUCGUCAUCAAGAGGAUGUUCGAUGAACGGAUCUUUACAGGAAGCAAAUUCUCCAAAGACCCCACCAAGGCGGAGCCGGCCAGCCCUUCGGACGAGUGCCCAGCCGACAGUCAGAGGUCAGCCAGCCUGGGGCAUACUGGCCGGUUGGAGCAGUGUGGUGUCACGGCAGACUGUGAGCCCGGGCCCUCCGGGGAGCUGAGCAUCCUGCGAACCAUCAAGGUGGAACCGGACGAUCCAGACGACAUCAUCCAGGUCACAGUUCCAGACCCAUCUCCGACCUCCGGUGAAGUCCCCUGCAUGCUCAGCGGCCCCCUGGCAACAGACGAGUCCGGCUUCAGGCAGGACACGUUGGCAGACCCUGUCCCUCCCGGAUCUGCCCCGGCCGACCGAGCUUCCUCCCCUCCAGGUUCGGACAAAGGGCCUAGCGUGGAAGCGCGGCCUCAGGACAAGCCGGUGGACGACAGCAUCGGCGAUGUCAUCCGCCACUUGAGGAAGCAGGUGGAGGAGCUGUUCAACACAUGCUAUGCGAAAGCCCUGGGGCUUCCGGAGCCGGCCAAGGUUCCCUACUCCAAGUUCCUGCUGCACCCAGAGGAGCUGUUCGUCGUCGGGCUGCCCGAUGGCAUCGCUUUGCGCCGCCCCACCUGCUUCGGGGCCGCCAAGCUGCGCCGCAUCCUCCAGGCCGCCCACGGCCUGCGCUUCGUCAUCAAGCGACCGGAGCUGCUCGUGGAGGGUGGAGUGAAGGAGGUGGCCACUGCCAGCCCACCGGCCCUCGCAGUGGAGAGAGACACCGUGGACGCGCUGGCGGAUGAACCCCUAAAGAGAUCGGGGUUCCAAGAGAAUUUUGACGCCAGGCUGUCGCGGAUCGACAUCGCCAACACGCUAAGGGAACAGGUCCAGGACCUCUUCAACAAGAAAUAUGGGGAGGCUCUGGGGAUCAAGUACCCGGUCCAGGUCCCCUAUAAGCGCAUCAAGACCAACCCCGGCUCGGUGCUCAUCGAGGGACUCCCGCCUGGGAUCCCAUUCCGGAAGCCCUGCACCUUCGGCUCCCAGAACCUGGAGCGCAUCCUCGCUGUGGCUGACCGCAUCAAGUUCACCGUCACCCGACCCUUCCAAGGACUCAUUCCCAAGCCUGACGAGGAUGACGCCAACAGGCUCGGGGAGAAGGUCAUCCUCAGGGAGCAGGUCAAAGAGCUGUUCAACGAAAAAUACGGGGAGGCCCUGGGCCUGAAGCGCCCGGUUCUGGUCCCCUACAAGCUGAUCCGGGACAACCCCGACGCAGUGGAGGUCUCCGGGCUCCCCGACGACAUCCCCUUCCGCAAUCCCAACACCUACGACAUCCGCCGGCUGGAGCAGAUCCUCCAGGCCCGCGAGCGCGUCCACAUUGUCAUCAUCAGCCAGCUCCAGUCUUUUGCCGAAUUCUGCAACGAGGCUAAGCCACAAGCAAAAGACAGCGGUGUUCCCAGGCGAAAGAGGAAGAGGGUUUCAGAAGGGAAUUCAGUGUCAUCUUCCUCUUCCUCCUCCUCCUCCUCGUCCUCCUCUUCUUCGUCUUCUUCCUCGUCCUCUUCUUCAUCCAACAUGGAGUCCGCAGUGACCACCAAUCAGAUCUCUCUCGUGCAGUGGCCAAUGUACAUGCUGGACUAUGGGGGCCUGACGACUCCAGGACCAGUGAACUACUAGGGUGCCCCCACCCCACCCCGCUCAGGGGAAAAAGACUCGGCUGUGUAAUUUAUGUAAAAAUGUAUAUUCCGCUAUAUGGACUGAUAUAAUGCCUUUUAGUUUUUCCAAUGAUUUUUACACUAUAUUCCAGCCACCAUGGCCUUUUUAAAUAAAAAAAAAAAGUGUUGCCUUGCUCUUAAA
Molecule: messenger RNA, 3256 nt
Organism: Tachyglossus aculeatus (Australian echidna)
Lineage: Eukaryota; Metazoa; Chordata; Mammalia; Monotremata; Tachyglossidae
Gene: GTF2IRD1
Product: GTF2I repeat domain containing 1
Exons: 27
Coding region: 134-3076 (980 amino acids)
Cellular component (GO): nucleus
Molecular function (GO): DNA-binding transcription factor activity
Source: RefSeq, a predicted model, not a curated record